Messenger RNA from Coregonus clupeaformis (lake whitefish), 2333 nucleotides. RefSeq names its product nuclear transcription factor Y subunit beta. The record is from RefSeq and is a predicted model, not a curated record. Gene Ontology annotation, cellular component: nucleus; CCAAT-binding factor complex. Gene Ontology annotation, biological process: regulation of transcription by RNA polymerase II. Lineage: Eukaryota; Metazoa; Chordata; Actinopteri; Salmoniformes; Salmonidae. Gene Ontology annotation, molecular function: DNA-binding transcription activator activity, RNA polymerase II-specific; protein heterodimerization activity; RNA polymerase II cis-regulatory region sequence-specific DNA binding. The transcript is spliced from 7 exons. The coding region runs from base 287 to 904 and encodes 205 amino acids.
CCGUGUUUGACUGUUUCUCUUUAUUUGAUGGUGGCGUGAGAGGGAAUUAGCGGCGGGAAAGUAGAAAUUAAGACUUCGAGUUGAGGAAUUCUAGGACCCGCUAGUAAAUGGUCUCUCACUCACACAUCAGGCCCUCUACAAAGACUUUAGCCCUAAAAUGUUAACGUUAAGCAUCUGUCAAAUGUAACAGGCUAAUUGGCUAUGUUUGGUAUGGUGCUCAAUAAGUCAGACUGGUGGUCGACGGGAUGUCUUGAAUUUUGUGUAAACAUGACGAAUUUGCGAAAUCAUGGAUGGAGACGGUUCAACGACAGACGCCUCUCAGUUGGGCAUGCCAGGGGAGUACAUGGCAGGAAGCCACUAUGUACUCCAGUCACAGGAUGAUGACUGUGAUGAGAGCCUGCAUGACCAUGAGGAAGGCAACGGCAGCAAGGAAAACUUCCGUGAGCAGGACAUCUACCUCCCCAUCGCUAACGUGGCUCGCAUCAUGAAGAACGCCGUCCCACAGACAGGAAAGAUAGCGAAAGAUGCCAAGGAGUGUGUUCAGGAGUGUGUGAGCGAGUUCAUCAGCUUCAUCACGUCGGAGGCCAGCGAGCGCUGUCACCAAGAGAAAAGAAAGACCAUCAACGGAGAGGACAUCUUGUUUGCCAUGUCCACCCUGGGCUUCGACAUGUACGUGGAGCCACUCAAACUCUACCUACAGAAGUUCAGAGAGGCGAUGAAAGGGGAGAAGGGAAUCGGCGGCAUAUCUGUAACAGAGGGACUCGGAGAAGAACUCACAGACGACAGCUUCGCGAACCAGUUGCCUGCUGGAAUAAUAACUGCUGAUGGACAACAACAGAAUGUCAUGGUUUACACCACCUCGUACCAACAGAUUCCCGGAGUGCAGCAGAUCCAGUUCUCUUGAGGAGGUUCCGGAAUUCCCCAUUUGUAUUUGGAACACGUUUGAAAUGGGUUAGAGAUUACAGCAUAACUGAACACUCAGGUCAAAAGAUGGUGGUGGGAAGAUGGAAAGAGAGGGGAGCGGAUGCAGAACUUGCAGAGGGGGGUUUGGAUCAGAAUCAGAUGUAUGUUCUGGUCACGAUAAAGAACCAGACUGGAGCCGAUCUUGACACAGUUAUUUGGCUGUUUUUGUUUAUUGAAGAUUUUCAGAGUCACUUUAUUUGGAUAGUCUGGAUUUUCCAUCUGCAUAUGCUCUACAGCAGGGAAGGCAUUUGAAAUGAUUUCACUCUUCAAAUAAUAUCCAGAUUAUUUCGGAUAUCCGGAUAGUGUAAAAUAAAUGUUUUGAAAGAGAAAAAUAUAUAUUUUAAAACUUCAAUGGAGACUUGAUCGCGCGAGAGAGAGAGACGGUGGGGAAGGCGAGAGGGGAGCAGUGGCCGGUGUGUGUGGCACGGAGGGAGAGAGAGUAGACAAACUUGUUGCUGCCAUAGGUUAUCUGUCAUACCAUUUGGUAGUGCCUGUCUUUUGACUGCAUCAAGUCGAUGUAAAGAAGCUAGCUAGGUAAAGUAGCAAGGCUAAUUUAGGUUAUUUUGCUGCGCUUCCUGUCUUUAUCUACAACAACUCCAUUCAGAUUAAACAGCCUACCUGAUGGUUGAUCAUUGCAGCCGACUCCUCAUUUAGCCAACUUAAUUCCAUAAUUGUAAUUCCGUUUUGCAUCGAUUAUAAAUCAAUGCCUCUGACUGUAGCCGUUUUGAUUGACCAACAAUAACAACAAGCUACAUGUUGGCUACCGGUGCGUCUUUUAUGGGGCGCACUAUUAACUGUCAACUUUUUAUUACAUUUGAAUGUAAUGUAGGCUAUGUAGCAAUGUCACAUAGAUAAUGUUAUUUCAUUUUAGACCAAGCCUUUCAAAAACAUUUUCUUUCCCCAUCCCUACUCUACAGAUGGUCAUACUAUCAACAAACUUGGUUGAUAAGGAACAGCUUGCUAAGGUUAAGGUUAGGUUUAGACUAAGGUAAGGAUUAAGAUUAGUAGAUAGUUAGUAGAAAUGUUACUGAUAGUCUGUAGACCAUCUACAGAUGGACUAUCCAAAUAAAGUGUUACCCUUUCCCCCCCCCUCCAUGUUGUCUAUCACUUUUUUUGAGUUAUUUGUGUUUAUGGGGGGGAAGGAAUGGGGGGUAUUAACAUAAAUUGAAAUGUCUGUCUAGUGAAUUGGUGACUUCUCUGACGACCUUGUAAAGCAAUAAAAACAAAAGUAGUUGAAUGUUGACUUCUGCACUCAACUCCAUUGUGAACAAUUGUAAGUGAAAUUAUUUCAGAUUAGAAUCAUGUAACUAUUUUAUCAUUUCUGUAAAGUUAUUCUAAUGUUGGUCCUUUUAAUAAAAAUGUAAGCGUGA